AUAGCGACGUCCUUUACGCAUGCGCAGUGACUAGAUGUGCGCAGAGGUUUUUCCUGAGUCUGGUUUUUGAUGGACGUGAGCUAAAACCAGAGAUGGCGAGUCCCACUGUUAGUUUUAUUGUUCUUCUCUUUGUCGCCGAGUCGAUGACAAAGCAGCUGAACACGGAAAAUAUCCUGAUUAACGUAACAGCGGGGCCACUGGCAGACACCGAGCUGCAGCAGUCCAGCAGCUUACAGAUCAAUUUGAACAUAUCAGUGGGUGAAGAGCAGGUGCUGGUCAAUGCAAUCCCCGUGGAGCUUUCUGGGGUCACUAGGUUCAACUGUCAGGCUGUUUUCUUGGACAGCAGUAAUGGAAGCAGUGAGUUUGACUCGGGGGACUUGCUGUCAGCCGUCACCCGGGUGAUGGUGAGCCAGAACCGGCUGUACAGCGACUCCGAUGAGGUGGUGGCUCUGCAGGUCUUCAGCCAAGUCAUCGAGCUGGAAGGCAAAGAGGUCCACCAACCAGACAUGUGUGAGGUGAAGAUACUGAUGAGCCCAGACUUCCAGAAGCUGGCUCAGUUUACCAACAUCUACCCCAUCGGACACAGUGAGCUCUUUCAGAUUCCCAGGGAAAAUGACGUGGUGGUGACAGAUCCCCCAAACUCUAGAAGAGAUGAAGAGCAGCUGAUGUCUCAGACCACCAGCCAAUACCCGCACACAGAGAAGCAGUCAGAGACCACGCAGGAGGAGAUCGCCGCUCCAGGGAAGCUUCCAGAAACCCCUCUAAGGAUGGACCCCUACCUGCUGUAUGACGAGAUCUACACUGACAUCCCCGAUGACACAGAACCAAUCCCAUCGCAGCAGGGGGAGAGGGUCAGCCCGCCCAAGGAAGCUACAUCAUCCUACUCGGCCAUGUGUCAGUGGGUGGAGCAAGCGAGGGAGCGUCUGCGGAGCUUCUGCUACGAGUCGCUGCCGCUCUUCUUCCUCAUCAUGUGGGUGGUUGUGAUCGGUGUUGUCGGCUCGGCGUUCAUCGUCAAGAUCUUGGACCUGUUCUUCCCAGCCUGUGAACACAAGAACAUUUUCCAAAUCAACCCCAUCACUCUAAUGCCAGAGGAGGAGAAGCUCAACCUGUUGGAGAGCGCAGAGCUGGAGCCGCCUGAAGAAGAGAGGAAGCCUUGAUGGGGAGCGGGUUCGGACCGGCUUCUUUUGGUUCUGAUACCCAGUUUUUAGUCCAGCCCUGGUUCUGUUCCCUGCUUCCAGUCAGACCUGUGACCCCAUCCUACUGUUUCACUUCAGUUCAUUCACGUCUGAUGGAGGUGAUGGUCCACAGUUUGGGGAAUAAUGAUGCUGAUUCUGUUUAUUAUUAAGGACAAAAAAAAACAUUUAAGGUUAAGUUUGAAUAGAAUUAGCUUCAAACUUUUAUUUCUCAGCUGUUUCUGUGCUCUGAAGGAGGCUUUGUGCUUUUUGUUUUCAUGCUAAAUACUGGAAAUUCAGAAAUCCUGUUCUAACAAACGGCAGGAAUAAACUGGGCCUUUAAACACAAAAGAAGUUAAUUCAAGAUGGCUUCCCUCUCCCAAUGUUUGUCAAACCGCUAGAGUGAAGAAAAUGUUUUCAUCUUUAAACAUGGGAAAUGGUUCCUUUAAGCAGGUCAGAUCAGAAUAAUUUAAAGCACAAAUAAAGAAAAUGACCUUUUUGUUUCCCAGUCAGCUGAUAAGCCUCGACCCAGAGCAGAGGGGAGAGCGCCCCCUACCCCCCAUACCUGGCUCAGCUGUCGCCCUUUAACCAGAUAUCUCUGCUGGCCCUUGGAGACAAACCUAUGCACAUCAUUCCCUCCGCAUGUUUGGUGUCACUGUUGAAUGUCGCUCCUGAAGAAGCACCUUCCUGUGAAGCCUGCUGCACCUGGUGAGGGGCUCCUGUCGAUUGUUCUUCACCGUGCCUCGUUUAGAGGGUCACCUUCAUGGCACUAACGUACCAGUUUAUGUUGAAUGUAAAUUAAUUUUCUCUUAGAGAACUCCUGCUCUGACUGAACAGAUGGAACCACAAAGUUUUGUAUUUGCCUGUAAAAGCUGGACGGACGUUGCUAAUCUCAUGUUCCGUAAUCUA
This is a messenger RNA of Cyprinodon variegatus (sheepshead minnow), 2081 nucleotides long. RefSeq names its product glycoprotein integral membrane 1 (gene ginm1). The coding region runs from base 93 to 1157 and encodes 354 amino acids. The record is from RefSeq and is a predicted model, not a curated record. Lineage: Eukaryota; Metazoa; Chordata; Actinopteri; Cyprinodontiformes; Cyprinodontidae. The transcript is spliced from 8 exons.